AUGCAGGGAAGGGAAUCCUCCAAAACGGCUCUGGAGGCGAACUCUCCUGGCAGAGACCACUCUCCCCACCGGGAUCCCUCCUCUCCUCCCAGCAGCCACCUCCACCUCUGCCGUGAUAGGGCUGGGGAGGCAGGAGAUACUGGGACAUCACAGGUUUUUCCCCUCUGCUCGGUGGGCAGCCAAACCCAAUACUGGCCGUUCUCUGCUUCGGAUCUCUAUAACUGGAAAACUCAUAAUCCGCCCUUCUCCCAAGACCCCCAAGCAUUAACUGGGCUAAUAGAGUCCAUUCUCCUGACCCAUAGGCCUACGUGGGAGGAUUGUAACCAACUUCUACAGGCCCUCCUUACAACCUAAGAGAGACAGCGUGUCAUCCUAGAGGCUCUUAAGAACGUGCCGGGGGAUGAUGGCAGGCCCACUAAACUACCAAAUGAGAUCGAGGAAGCCUUCCCCUUGACUCGCCCCAAAUGGGACUUCAAUACCCCUCGCAGUAAGGAGCAACUCUGUCUCUAUCGCCAGAUUUUCCUGGCAGGUCUCAAAGGGGAAGGUAGACACCCCACCAAUUUGGCUAUGGUAUGUGCUAUAGUACAAGGGUCAGAGGAAACUCUGGCAGGGUUUCUAGAGAGAUUAAUGGAGGGAUACCGCAUGUAUACUCCCUUUGACCCCCAGGCUCCGGACAGGCAGACUGAGGUCAUAAUGUCCUUCAUUGGACAAUCGGCCCCCAACAUCCGCACUAAGCUACAGCAGCUGGAAGGGCUCCAGGGGUAUACCUUGCCAGACCUAGUAAGAGAAGCUGAAAAGAUUUUCAACAAAAGAGAGACGCCAGAAGAGAAGGAAGAAAGGCUACGCAGAGAGCAGGAGCAAAGGGAGGAAAAGCUGCGUAGGGAACAAGAAGAGAGAGAGAACUUAAGAGACAGAAAGAGAAAUAAAGAAUUAUCUAGAAUCCUGGCCACUGUAGUCUCAGGGACAGAGCAGAAUAAGCCUAGGCAGAAUAGGAACCUGGGAAACAGGAGGAUGCCACCGCUGGAACAGGACCAAUGUGCCUAUUGCAAAGAAAAGGGGCACUGGGCCAAGAAUUGUCCAGUCCGUAUCCAGAAGACAAAAAUGCGCAAGCCUGUCCCAGUAUUGUCCUUGGAAGAAGAUUAGGUGAGUCAGGGCCAGGAGCCUCCCCCUGAGCCCCGGGUAACUCUUAAAGUGGGAGGCCAACCAGUGACAUUCCUGGUUGACACAGGGGCCCAACAUUCGAUCCUUACCCAGACCAAGGGGCCUCUGAGCUCCAAAACAUCAUGGGUCCAGGGGGCCACCGGGGGAAGACUAUAUAAAUGGACUUCAGAGAGAGAGGUCCACUUAUCCACGGGAAAAGUUACUCACUCAUUCUUGCUGGUACCAGACUGUCCCUACCCACUGCUGGGAAGAGACCUUCUCUCCAAGGUGGGAGCCCAAAUUCACUUCCAAGAAAAGGAAGUCUCCAUUACAAACCCAAAGGGUCGGCCUCUCCAGGUACUGACCCUGAGUCUGGAGGAUGAGCACCGGCUACAUGAAGCCCCUCCAAAAUCCCUCUGAAUAGACUCCAAAUGGCUCACCAACUACCCCUUGGCAUGGGGAGAAAUAGCAGGCAUGGGACUGGUCACCCAGCAGCCACCGCUGGUGAUAACUUUAAAGCCUACCACCACCCCAUGUCCAUCCGCCAAUAUCCUAUGGCCAAGGAGGUGAAAAAGGGUAUAAGGCCUCAUAUCCAGAGACUCUUACAAUUGGACAUUUUGAAGCCCUGCCAAUUGGCAUGGAAUACCCCCUUGCUGCCAGUCAAGAAACCUGGCACCAAUGACUGUAGGCUGGUCCAGGACCUGAGAGAGGUAAACAAAAGGACUGAGGACAUUCAUCCUACUGUACCUAACCCUUACAAUUUGCUCAGCACCCUGCCUCCAGGACAUGUGGUACACCGUACUUAAUUUAAAAGAUGCCUUUUUCUGCUUGAGAUUGAGCCCUCAGAGCCAGACCCUUUUUGCCUUUGAAUGGAAAGAUCCAGAGUCUGGAUACUCGGGGCAGCUGACCUGGACCAGGCUACCACAGGGAUUCAAAAAUUCCCCCACCUUGUUCGAUAAGGCUCUGCAUCAAGACCUGGCGGACUUCUGAGUUAACCAUCCAGAUCUGACCCUCCUCCAAUAUGUAGAUGAUCUGCUCCUGGCAGCCGAGACGGAACAAGGAUGCCUCCAAGGUACCGGGGCCCUGUUAAAAAGACUGGGAGAGCUGGGAUAUCGGGCCUCAGCCAAAAAGGCCGAAAUCUUCCAGCAAGAAGUGACUUACUUGGGGUAUCUUCUACGGGAGGGCCAGAGAUGGCUAACCGAGGGACAUAAACAGGCCAUGGCUCUCAGACCCCUGCCCUCUCAUACUAAGAAGCUGAGAGAGUUCCUAGGGAGUGCAGACUUCUACCGCCUCUGGAUACCGGGGUUCACAGAAAUGGUGGCCCCAUUAUAUCCCCUCACAAAGGCCAAUGCUCCCUACACCUGGGGCGAGAAGGAACAGCAAGCCUUUUAUAACAUCAAGAAGGCUUUAUUGUCAGCCCCCGCGUUGGGCCUCCCGGACAUGAAAAAGCCAUUCACCCUAAAUGUGGAUGAAUGAAAAGGGAUAGCAAAGGGAGUCCUAACCCAACAAUUGGGCCCCUGGAAAAGACCGGUAGCCUACAUUUCCAAGAAACUAGAUAAUGUAGCUUCAGGAUGGCCUCCUUGUCUCCGCAUGAUAGCCGCGGUGGCAACCCUAGUCAAGGACUCUGAUAAACUCACUCUGGGGCAACCUCUCACAAUAAUGGCCCCACAUGUUAUAGAGACAGUAAUUCAGCAACCCCCCUGAUCGAUGGCUCGCAAACAUCAGAGUCACCCACUACCAGGCCAUGUUACUGAACCCUGAACGGAUCCGGUUUGGGACAGUUACUUCCCUCAAUCCGGUGACCCUGCUUCCUGAGAAAGUGGAGGAAACUGCAGUAGAGCAUGACUGCCACCUAGUGCUGGCUGAAACCCAUGGCACUCGAGAAGACCUGACGGACCAGCCACUUCUGGAUGCAGACUGUUCCUGGUAUACAGAUGGAAGCAGCUUCCUACAUCAGGGGGAAUGGAGGGCAGGUGCGGCACUGGUGGACGGCACCAACGUGAUCUUGGCAAGGGCCCUGACCCCUGGGACCUCGGCCCAGCGGGCUGAGUUAGUGGCCCUCAUGCAAGCCUUGAAGACAGCCAAAGGUAAGACAGUUAAUAUUUAUACUGACAGCCGGUAUGCGUUUGCCACUGUGCACGUUCAUGGGGAGAUAUAUUGCAGGAGAGGAUUGCUGACCUCCACAGGGAAGGACAUUAAAAACAAGCAAGAGAUCCUGGAUCUCUUAGAAGCCCUUCACCUGCCCAAGAGACUGAGUAUUAUACACUGCCCAGGACACCAAAAAGGAGAUGACCCAAUAGCUCGGGGGAAAUAGAAUGGCCGAUGAAACAGCCAAGGCCGCCACUCUAGGUGAACAGAUACUCACCCUAAAAGAGCCUAGAGAACAGCCCCAAACCCCAAGAUAUAAAUAUUCAGAUAGAGAUCUGGACAUUGUCCAAUAGAUAGGGGCACAAUAUGAUAAACAAGAAGGAGCUUGGAGACUUCAGGACAAAACAGUCCUACCCCAAAAGAUGGCUAGAAUGCUAGUGACUGACCUCCACCACCUGUCCCACCUACAACAUAAAAAACUCAGAGAGCUAUUACAGAGAGAAGAACAGUUCUAUUUCAUACCCAACCUAAAUUCCCUGAUUAAGCAGGUUACGGGGUCCUGUGUUCCCUGCGCCAAGGUGAAUGCCAAUCGUCGGGCAUUGUCAGAAGGAGCCAGAGCUCGAGGAUCCUGCCCAGGAACAAACUGGGAGGUGGACUUCACUGAGAUCCGCCCCUGACGAUAUGGAGCUAAAUAUCUCUUAGUUUUUAUAGACACCUUCUCUGCGUGAGUGGAAGCUUUCCCUACGAAGAAAGAAACAGCACAGGUGGUGGUCAAGAAGAUCUUAGAAGAGAUUUUUCCCCGUUUUGGCCUGCCCAAGGUAAUAGGGUCAGAUAAUGGUCCUGCCUUCAUAUCCCAGGUAAGUCAGUUGGUGGCCAGGAUAUUGGGGCUGAAUUGGAAGCUACACUGCACAUAUAGACCCCAAAGUUCAGGACAGGUAGAACGUACCAAUAGAACCCUCAAAGAGACCCUCACUAAAUUAGUGAUGGAGACUGGCACUAGAGACAGGGUCAAACUCCUCCCCAUGGCCCUGUUCUGGGUUCAGAACACUCCUGCUUUCCUUGGGUUAACCCCCUAUGAAAUUCUCUAUGGGGGCCCUCCCCCAAUAGCAGACUUGUUGGGGCCUGACAUAGACUCCUUUGCUACAUCCCCCAGUCUCCAGGCAUGCCUGAAGGCUCUACAACUCAUUCAGGACCAAGUCUGGAAACCGCUGGCAGCUGUGUACCAAUCCAAACCACCUAGUGUGCUGCAUCCCUUCCAGAUUGGAGACUCUGUUUACAUCUGCAGACAUCAAAUUAAGACCCUGGAACCUCGCUGGUAGGGACCUUACACCAUGUUGCUGACCACCACAACAGCCAUCAAGGUCGACGGAAUUGCUGCCUGGAUACAUGCCUCCCAAGUCAAGUCGGCACCUGCUGAGGCCAACGAGGACCCUACGGCCCCCAGGUGGAAGCUUCAGCGAACUCAAAAUCCUCAAAAGCUCAAAAUCGUGCAUGUCUGACACUGGUCUUCAUAAUGGAGAUGACAGGGACACUGUCUAUGAAUAACCCCCAUAUACCAGGAACAACUACCUGGACCCUGACCGUUGCGGGCACUGAUGUCGUUCUGGAUACUAAAUCCUUCUCUGGCCUAUACGGAGUUGGAUGCCCAAAUAAGAUGAAAGCAGACCUGUAGAUGUUAUGUAACCAACCGUUUUAUUAAAUAAGAAAUACAGAGCCGAUUCAGAGAAGAAAGUCAAGAGGUCACAGCUAAGAGCCUCACCCUUCCUGCUUCAGCGAUCCUCUUCAGCCAAGAGAGCUCUCUGAAAAGGACCUACUUCCUGUGUGUUUGUCUUAUAUAGUCUUUCUGUUCUGCCUUCUCAUUGGUUGUAAACCCAAACACAU
This is a messenger RNA of Peromyscus eremicus (cactus mouse), 5109 nucleotides long. RefSeq lists its product as uncharacterized. Gene Ontology annotation, molecular function: zinc ion binding; aspartic-type endopeptidase activity; nucleic acid binding. The transcript has a single exon. NCBI's taxonomy places the organism in Eukaryota, Metazoa, Chordata, Mammalia, Rodentia, Cricetidae. Gene Ontology annotation, biological process: virion assembly; proteolysis. The record is from RefSeq and is a predicted model, not a curated record.